UGGAGUAGAAGUUUUUCCAUCAAAAUUAAGUCCCAUUUCAUACCUAAAAAAAUUAAUUUUUUCAUUUUUUCUUAUGUAUUUAGUAUUUAUCCUCAAAUCAGCGCAACCAAACUCCACCAUCUUAAAUAAUUUUCCUUAUUUACUUUUAUAAAAGACAUGCAACCCCGAUAUCUCCUUUCUUCUUUGUGUGUGUGUGUGUGUGUGGCCGUGUGGGGAGAGGAGGGGGGCUUGUAACUCACUAAUGUCUACAUACUAGAGGUAGCUUGAAUUUGGCUAAAGUAGUGGUAAUAAUUGAAUCUCUAAUAGAUAAGUUCUUUACUUGAUGCUAUUAUAAGUGGACAAGCUCUUUGCUAAUUCAUCUCUUCUUUUACUGUAUAAACACUAUACGUAUUACCAAAUUAAAGUAUUAUCAAUCAUAAUAGCAAUGGUCACUCAAAAAAAAAAAAAGGAAAAAAAAAGACAAUAUACGUAUUACCAAAAUAAUUAAAGUGUUAUCAAAAUAAUUAUAGCAUGGACCACUUAUAACAAGUAUAGUAAAAGAUUUCCCAUAUUAGAUUAAUUCUAUUCUUUUCCUCCUUUGCCAGUUUUCCCCUUGAAAAAAAUAAACAUUAUUAGCUCUUUUACUUGUUAUCCACUUCUUUUUCUCGCUUAUAUAUAGUUUCUCUUUUUUUGUCAUUUGAUAUCAUCUAAACUACAAGGUUAAAAAAAAACGAGAGUGAAAAACAAAAGAUUGAGACUAAUGGUGAGGAAAAGAGAGGUAGCAUUGCCUUCUUCGCAACCUAUCGACCACCCGUGCCACUCGACAUUUACUCCACCGUAUAUUCACCUACGCCUAAAGACGAGGCGCUCAUGACCGACGGUAAGUCCUACAACUACAAUGGUCAAGUCAUCCCUCCGUCGGCUCUUAAGACUAUUCUCAAGCGUCCAAAGUUGGCUUCCUACGGCACUGAGGAAGAUGUCGAUUCAGGUCAACUCUCCGGCCUUAUCUUCGUUUCGGAACGAACGAACAGCCUAGAGACGCUUCACAUUGCUCUCUUCUUCCAAGGUAAGUCACCCGAAGUGUUUUGAUUCGCUGACGUUUAUGACACUUUUAAGGGUGUUCGCAUGGAAGAUAGUGGAUGUAUUGCUGGUGACUACCUCGUCUAUGUGUCGACUAUGGAGGCUGCCCCCGAGCCUCAUCAGCCUUGGACUGCUGUCUAUAAAACCAAUCUCAUUACCGGUGAAACUGAACGCCUUACUCUACCAGGAAAAGCCGAUUUGAGUCCCUCGGUGUCACCCGAUGGAAAGAGAAUUGCUGUGGCAUCUUUCCAAAGGAAAGCUGGAUGGGAUGGCGAAGUCGAGGAUCUAAAGACUAGCAUCUUUGUCAUGAACGUAGAGCGACCCUUAAACCGUAAGUUGGUUGUCGUAGAUGGAGGUUGGCCAACUUGGGGAAGUGACAAUGUCCUAUUUUUCCAUCGCAACAUCGAAAAGGUAAAAAUGCGAAAACGUUGGGGGGUGUUUCGAGUAGACCUUCGUCUGAGUCCUACAUCCGUGACUCGCGUGACCCCGGAGGAGAUCAGUGCUAUGACUCCAGCUGCCAUCGACGAAACCAAAGUUGUAGUCGCCACUAUUCGUAAACCAUUCACGUUUGAUGAGGAUGAACGUGAAGAAGACCAGUAUCGGCACAUUGAGAUCUUCGAUUUAACCAAACCAAAAGACGAGUCCGUUAAAAUCACUCAAGUAACAAGACCUAAGGCUGAUCAUUUCAACCCCUUUGUUAUUGAGGAUAACAAUGGUGGGAAGCGUAUUGGUUAUCAUCGUUGCAACAGUGAUAAGGUUAACACGUAUAAUGUGGUUGAGAAAGAUUUCUACAAGCUACAAUCUCCGGAUCCCGAUGUCGGAAUAUUCAGGGUUUCAGGCGUGUUUCCAACAAUUUCAGAAUGUGGUAGAAAGCUUGCUUUUGUUGACAAUGAGUUCAAGGCCGUUUGGGUUGCCGACAGUAGCGGAUUGCAUAUGGUUUACGAGGUAUGA
Messenger RNA from Chenopodium quinoa (quinoa), 2010 nucleotides. RefSeq lists its product as uncharacterized. Lineage: Eukaryota; Viridiplantae; Streptophyta; Magnoliopsida; Caryophyllales; Amaranthaceae. The transcript has 4 exons. The record is from RefSeq and is a predicted model, not a curated record. The coding region runs from base 1105 to 2010 and encodes 301 amino acids.